Messenger RNA from Chlorella variabilis, 213 nucleotides. RefSeq lists its product as hypothetical. The annotation marks the transcript as partial. Gene Ontology annotation, biological process: DNA damage response; leading strand elongation; heterochromatin formation. The record is from RefSeq and is a predicted model, not a curated record. Gene Ontology annotation, cellular component: CHRAC; epsilon DNA polymerase complex. NCBI's taxonomy places the organism in Eukaryota, Viridiplantae, Chlorophyta, Trebouxiophyceae, Chlorellales, Chlorellaceae. The transcript has a single exon. Gene Ontology annotation, molecular function: protein heterodimerization activity; chromatin DNA binding.
ACCCCCCUGCAGGACGCGCUGCUGGCGUGCGCCGAGGCGGGCAGGCUGUUUAUCCAUUACCUCACCGCCACCGCCAAUGACGCUUGCAAGGACGCCAAGCGCCAGACCAUCUCGGCUGACGAUGUGCUGACCGCGCUGGAGGACCUUGACUUUGGGGAGCUGGUGGAGCCGCUCAGGUCGGCGCUGGAGGGUGAGCGAGGGGGCACCAGGGAG